This is a messenger RNA of Solanum tuberosum (potato), 2325 nucleotides long. RefSeq names its product disease resistance protein At4g27190-like. Gene Ontology annotation, molecular function: ADP binding. The record is from RefSeq and is a predicted model, not a curated record. The coding region runs from base 1 to 2325 and encodes 774 amino acids. Lineage: Eukaryota; Viridiplantae; Streptophyta; Magnoliopsida; Solanales; Solanaceae. The transcript is spliced from 4 exons.
AUGACUUCUGUCAAACCAAAUAAACCAGAAUUUGGAGCAUUCCGAACACCUGGCAAUCCAACUACAACUAGACAGCAGGUCGAUGAAACUAUGAUAGUCCUAAGAUUAAACCUGAAGGUAGAUAACGAGGGAAGUGAAGUAAGCAUUGCCAGCAAAAUCUUGGAAAGGCUCAAGCAAGAAAAAAGUUUCCUUGUCAUACUAGAUGAUGUUUGGGAAGCUAUAAAUUUGGAUGAUAUAGGUGUGCCCCAACCCCAAGCUCACACAGGAAGCAAGAAUAUUCAACCAAUUGCAAGGGAUAUUGCAAGAGAGUGUGGCGGUUUACCUUUAGCAAUAACUGUUAUUGGGGCAUGUAUGAGCGGGAAGAACAGGGUCGAGGAAUGGGUAGAUGCUUUGGAUUCACUUAGAAUAUCUGAACCUUAUGACAAAGAUGUAAUAGAUGAGGUUUACAAGGUAAUCAAGUUGAGCUUUGAUUGUUUAGAAUCUCUGGAUACUGGAAGCAAAAGGAGAGGUGACAUUAAAAGUUGUUUCUUGUAUUGCUCCUUGUAUCCUUUGGUUAUUCCCAUAGAUGAUCUCAUACAUUGCUGGUGGGCAGAGGGGUUCCUUGGUGAAUUCGACACAUACGAAAAAGCUUAUAACAGGGGAAUCACAAUAAUUGGGAGUCUAAAAAAUGCCUGCUUGCUAGAAGCCCAUGAGAUGAAUUGUGUGAAGAUGCAUGAUGUGGUUCAUGAUGUUGCUAAAUGGAUAGCUAAUUCCUCUAAUCUGGAUGAACACAUUUCUGUUUUUCAAGCUGGAAUUGGGUUGACAGAGAUAUCACAUACUACUAAAGUGUCAGCUUCUGUCAAGAGAAUAUCUUUCGCAAGCAACAAAAUUGAAUAUCUACCUGAUUGCUUCACGGUAUGUUCAAAGACAACAUCUUUACUUUUGCAAGACAAUAAAUCCCUUGUGAAAAUUCCCGAUAAAUUCUUUUUGUCAUUUCCAGUUCUAAGAGUUCUGAACCUGAGUUAUACUGGUAUUAGAGCACUGCCUUGUUCCAUCAACGAGUUACAUCAACUACAUGCUCUAAUACGACAAAAUUGCCGCAUGUUGAAAGAGUUACCAUCUAUUGGUAAUCUUUGCAAUUUGCAAGUGCUUGAUUGUGAUAAGACAUGGUUACGUUGCCUGCUGGAAGGAAUGGACAAGUUGACAAAUCUGAGGCUUUUAAAUAUGCCUACACAUGAUUUGAGGAGAAGCAUCGGCAAAGGAUUUUUCAUCAAAUUUUCUAGCAUUGAAAUAGUAGAUAUGAAGGGUAGCUGUCUUGGAGCAACUUCUUUUGAUGAGCUAUCAUCUCUACACAAUGUGACGUCUCUUUUUAUUAGUGUGGAUAGCUCAUCAAUUUUCAAUAGAGACCACACCUGGAUGGAAAGAUUGAAACGAUUUUGUAUUGAAGUUGGGGAUACUUCAAAUGCAAUAUCAAUCAACAAGUCAACAAAGAUGAUAAUUGUCUCCCAUUGUGAAACUUUCAGUAACGGAGAGCUCUCAGGCAUGUUGCAGUUUGCUUCAGAUUUGCACUUGGUAGAUUGCAUGGGUCUUAGUAAGUUGAUUGUGAACACGAAGAGUACUUUUAAUGGAUUAAAAUCACUACGCAUUUUCCAGUGUUGUUGUAAUUUUGGAGCAGUGGAAGAAGGAAUUAGUGGACAGAUUGACCCUCUUCCAAAUCUGGAAUAUCUCAGCUUCAUUUUUGUAGAUCAUUUAAAGAGUGUUUCUGAUUUCGGUCAUUUUCUGGGCCUAAGAUUUUCUAAAUUACGCCAUUUGCACAUAUCCUUUUGUCCAAGAUUAACAUGUCUUUUUAACGCGGUUGGUUCUGCACCCAAGCACUUGGAAGAUAUAGCUAUUAACCAAUGUGAGGAGCUCGUAGACUUGUUAGUGCUAUGCGGCGGCUCACUGGCCAACUCAGAAAUUCCAAGGGUCCGGAAGUUAUCUUUGCAAAGCUUGCCGAAAUUAGCAACUUUUGGGGAGGCACAGAGUAUGUGGGAACAUCUUGAGGAACUUGAGGUGGUGUAUUGCAAUGGAAUAAGGAAGUUGCCUCUCUCUAUUCAAACCUCCAACAACAUCAAACUAAUAAAAGGAGAAUCACAAUGGUGGAGCCAAUUAGAGUGGGAUGACGACAACUUCAAGUCAAAUUUAGAGCAUUGUUUCAAGGGAUGCUUCGAAUGGAGAUACAUUGGUAAUUGGUUGGCAAUAUGCCGGGAAAUCCCACAUUGGGGAGUGAAGCACUCCCUAACAAAGGCAACUCCGUAUCCAAGGGGAAUCGAACCUGAGACCUCUAGGUUAGGGAUGAUGCAGUAA